UAGGUGUCUCUUAGCCAUGAGUGCACUCGUGCCAUAAUGAAGCUGGUGUACUGUCCGUAUUGCCGGGGCAUGUCUAGUGUGAAGCCGUGCAACAACUACUGCCACAACGUCAUGAAGGGCUGCCUGGCCAAUCAAGCAGACCUGGACACGGAAUGGAGGAACCUGAUUGAUUCUAUGCUGCUCGUGGCUGACCGGUUUGAUGGACCAUCCAAUGUAGACACUGUAAUUGGUACCAUUCACACCCGGAUUGCUGAAGCCAUUUCUAACAUGCAGGAAAACAGAGAGUCUGUCACAGCCAAGAUUUUCCAAGGUUGUGGAAAUCCCAAAAUCAGCACAAAAGCAUCCAGUGGAGAGGAUAAGAAAAGAAGGGGAAAAGCUGUCAACGACGAUAAAUCCUUGGGGCUUGGACUGGAGAAGCUAGUUUCUGAUGCCAAAGGGAAGCUGAGAGACAUCAAAGAUUACUGGGUUGCCCUUCCAAGCACAAUUUGCAAUGAGAAAAUAACAUCCAGCUCGGUGAAUGAGGACAAGUGCUGGAACGGAAUGGCCAAGGGGAGGUAUUUACCAGAGGUGAUGGGAGAUGGUCUGGCCAAUCAGAUUAAUAAUCCAGAGGUAGAGGUGGACAUCACCAAGCCAGAUAUGACCAUUCGUCAGCAAAUCAUGCAGCUCAAGAUCAUGACAAACCGACUGCGCAAUGCUUACAAUGGGAAUGAUGUGGACUUCCAGGAUGCUAGUGAUGACAUCAGUGGCUCUGGGAGCGGUGAUGGCUGCCCUGAUGAAGUCUGCGGCAAAAGACUUUCCAAGAACCCCAGCACCAGGCAGCCAGAAGUACAUGCUAUUCCGAACCAGUCUGGACGUGGCGUAAAGGGGGCCAGCAGCAAAUUUUUGCCUUCCUCCUUGCUAAUCUUCCUUUCUGUGGCUGUUAUUGCAACGCAGUACUUGCGGCGGUAACUUACUUGCACAGCCAUGAAAGAGACUGUGGCUGAGGUCUUAACUUUGCCAAAAAAAUAAAAAAUAAAAAAUAAAAAGGACAAUAUUUAAUUCAUCUUGGCAAAAAAGAGGGAGGAAAAAAAGGUCUCAAUUGUUUGUGAUAUCUGGCAGUGCUAGAGCUGUUGCAUCCUUGUUUGGUCUUUUUUGAAUGCUGGGCCCUUCUUUCCGUACCUCAUUUUGUAUUUCAUUGUUUUGCCACAAAGAGGCUCUUUGGGGCAUCAAACAAGCCUUUGCAGAUAGGGGAAAAGAAAAAAUUAUCUUCAGAGGGUCACGAUUUGACUGACUGCAGUGGAGUAUGCAGUUGACCUAAUAUUGUUAUACAACCGUAGCCAAGAAUGCCACUUACCACAUUAACAUCUAAAGGACGACAGUUUAGAGCAGUGCAACUUUUACAAUUAGGACUGACAACAGCAGCAAGCACUCUGUUCUAUUCAGGAACUAUUUCAUGGUUUUCUACUGUAUUUCUUAAGCAGGCAGAGAGAUGAUCCUUCACUCAUUUGCUUUGAUGUACGUUUUUCAACUAAUUCCUUCUGCUAAUACAAACUCGAUUAGCAAUGGGAUUCCUUAUCCAAGCAUUUGCAAUGAAAAAGCAACAGUCCUUUCACUUACAAGUACACAGGUUGUUUUGUUUACUAAAAUUAGCCAUCAGCGGCAAUUAAUAAUGCUCCUACUUUGAAGUGAAUGGGAGUGAGUUUUAGAUUUUGCGUGAUAUUUGGAAACCACUGAAGUUAGCUAUUAAUGAUAGUCUAAUCUAGACCUGCAAUCCAGUAUCACAGUAUGCAACAUUGAGGUGAAAAUAUGCAGGGUGAGAUUUGUCAUUUGAGAGGUUUGUUUCCAACAGGAGACUGAAGCUCUUUGUUAAUGACCUUCUACCAGAGGGAUCGUUGCAAAUUGCCGUUUUGUGAAGUCUUGCAUAUUAAUACACAUAGAGUUAUGAGGCCUAAAGCAAUAAGUUACAGUAUUGGGAGUCAGUGGGUUAUUACUUACUUCUCUUGGCAGUUUGUGUGCCCAGGAAAAUGACUCAGACGUAAAAUCUGGGCUUUCAGAUUCUUCUUAAGUGAAUGCCUGCUCGCCCCCACCCCCCAACUUCACCACUGCAGUGACUAAA
Molecule: messenger RNA, 2095 nt
Organism: Gopherus flavomarginatus (Mexican gopher tortoise)
Lineage: Eukaryota; Metazoa; Chordata; Testudines; Testudinidae
Product: glypican-1-like
Exons: 6
Coding region: 37-948 (303 amino acids)
Biological process (GO): negative regulation of fibroblast growth factor receptor signaling pathway; cell migration; regulation of protein localization to membrane
Cellular component (GO): synapse; plasma membrane; cell surface
Molecular function (GO): fibroblast growth factor binding
Source: RefSeq, a predicted model, not a curated record